AUGCGUCCCAGGCCGAGGGGCUCCCAACUGGGCCUGCUGCUGCUGGCCUCCCAGUUGUUCCAGGUGGGCCUGGACAACAUCCCCCCGGUCACUUUGGCCGUCCUGGCCCUCAACGUGUACCUCUUCCUUUUUCCUGCUGCUCCCCUCAUGCAGGCCUACUGGCUCAAAGAGUGGCGCCGACUUCUCCUGUCCCCAUUGCACCACGCAGACGACUGGCAUCUGUAUUUCAACAUGGCGUCCUUCCUGUGGAAAGGCAUCCGGCUGGAGCAACGGCUGGGGGGGGCCUGGUUCCUGUACCUGCUCUCGGUCUUCUCCCUGCUGACCGGUGUGGUUUAUCUGGGGUUGGAGGCUUUGCUAACGGAGCUCAUGGAGGACCAGUCCUACAGCAUGGCCUGUGCGGUCGGCUUCUCAGGUGUCUUGUUUGCUCUGAAGGUGGUCAAUAACCACUACCACCCUGGAGGCGUGACCUAUGUGAUGGGUCUGCCCGUGUCCAAUCGAUAUGCCAGCUGGGCGGAGCUCGUGUUGAUCCACAUAACAGCGCCUGGGUGA
Messenger RNA from Menidia menidia (Atlantic silverside), 549 nucleotides. NCBI's taxonomy places the organism in Eukaryota, Metazoa, Chordata, Actinopteri, Atheriniformes, Atherinopsidae. The record is from the annotation of a GenBank genome assembly.